This is a messenger RNA of Stylonychia lemnae, 3279 nucleotides long. Lineage: Eukaryota; Ciliophora; Spirotrichea; Sporadotrichida; Oxytrichidae. The record is from the annotation of a GenBank genome assembly.
AUGUUCACUCCCAUUCACUUAGACAGUGAUAAUAGCUACAUACCUGAGUUAAUUCACAACAAUUUUGACAAAGACCUAGAUUUUUCCUGUUUAUUUGAAAAUAAACACAAAAUUAGGUUAGAUAUCUAAAAGAUCGAUAGCAAAUUGGAGAUUAUCUAGCAAAUUGUUGGCAUAGAAAUGACUAUGGAAGUUUAUUCUUUCAUCAAAGAUUUCUAGCGCCCAAUUUUGAACAAAAUAGCUGUCGAUGUCGGACUCUUUGACGAUAAAAGUGAUCUCAAAACUAAAAUGGACAAGUUUGUCAAGAUAAAACUUAUCUGCAAAAAAUUAGCUCUCAUUAAUGAGUCAUUUGCAGAGUAUAAGAUUUUACGCGCCACUCUAAACCGGUUUAAUAAUAACUUCCAGCUCGUUAAAGACCUCUUUCCAGCUUCAGGCAAUAUCAAAAUAAUCCUAGUUGAUUUUAGCAUGUUUCUUAUUAAAAAGUACUCGCUUGAGAGUGAACUCUACUCUAAAUAUGAGAAAUUUGAAGGUGUUGACUUGAUAUAGUUCCUUGAAAGACUGCAAGACUAAGAAAGCACACUAUUUAAGUAUAGUGGAGGAUCAAAAACUCUUGAUAAUGUGAGUGAGAGAAAUUUAUCAGUAAUUGGAAAUGGCAUGGAUGAUGAUAAACUGAGCUAUAAUAGUUACACUUACAAUAAAACACUAGUAAGUUAGUCAUAGAGAGGAAGACCAAGAAAAAAUAAGGAUGCUCCUCAUCUUCACAGUUUAAGGCAGAGUUAACUUGACUUCACUAAAGUAAAAGAUAAAGAUUCGACUUUAUAGAUGGAAGGAUUCUCUUAGGUUUCACUGAUAAGUUUAAACAACGAAUUAAAUAAAUUGAAUCAGAAAGAUGAUUAAUAGCUUUAGGAAUAAUCUCAAGCCCUUCAAUUUUAAAAUUAAUAAAAAGAAGAUAAAAUGAACUUGAAUAACACGGCAAAUAAUUCUUCAGGAAAUCAGCUUCAGGCUGUACAAUAAUAAAUAAUACCCGCAAAGCAAAUCGAUAUUAUAUGCAUAUCGGACUCAGAAGAUGAAAUAUCUCCUCCAUCUAAAUAAACUGAAUUAUAGGAAGGCAACUCACCUUUCUCUUAAUUCAAGCCGAUCAUCAAUCAAGGUCCAAAUAAAAAUUCUUCAGUCUUCUUGCCAUUAAAUAAAUAAAAUCUAGAAUUUAUUUAAGGAUUUCCUGGAGUUUUGCCUUACUCGAAUUUGAAUUAGCAAAGCUUAAGAAAUUAAGCAGAUAUUAAUCAAAGAUUUAUCCAAGCUAAUAGCCAACAAAUUCCUUCAAAUCUAAUUUAGAUUCAUAAUAAUAAUCUUUUAAGAGUACCUCCAUCUCAGCAACAAUUAUUUGCUAAUAACAUUGAUUAGCUUUUAGAUUCUUAUGCAUUCCAGCAGCAAAAAUAGACAUAGGCAUAAUAAAAGUUCUUCCCUCUUCCUCAACCAAAGCUUUAACCAUCAGUUGCUCAAAAUUUGCUAAUACCUCCAUAAUAGGCACAGUAGAUAUAAAAUAUUCAGCCCAAUAUAAUGAUCCAACAAAAAUCAUUGCAAACUUAGUAAACAGAAGUAAAUAAAUUAAUAGGUCCUGAUAAGGUCUGCUACAGAUGUAGUUCACCCUUAACCAAAAAUUAUAAGACUCUUGUAAAUCCUUUUACUGUUUUUCCGUCUAAGAUUAACGAAUGUGUUUCUUGCUAGCUUUUAGCUGUGGACAUAUUUGCCCCAAGUUUUUAAAGAUUUGGAGAUUUGCUACAAGUUGAGAUACCUAAAUUGGACUAAUAAUCUAAGUCAUAUCUCCUAAAUUUUAAUUAUUACAAAGCUAGUCUAAAGCCAAAUGAGGAAAUUGAGUUGAGGUGCUUGAAAAUCAAUUCAAAAUUUGAGUAUGAAACUGAAUUCCCGCCAGGAUUUUCUUUCAAAGUUAACAAUGCCAAAAAAAAUGAAGUUAAAGCAAGAGAUCCUAAUGUAGCUGGAAGAAGAAAGGAUCUUCCAUACAUGAUAGGAUAAGAUUUAACAAAGACAGGGAUGGUCUAAAAGAUUGCUAUUACUGUGACGCCAUAUCCGAAAGAGAAUGAUUCUAUUUACAUCUUUGGAGUAUACUAAGUACUAAAUCUAUCUAAUGCUUCACCAGAGGAAGUAUUAAGUCAACAGAUAGUUAUUAGCAAGCAAGUUGGUUCACAUAUUGCUAAGAGAAAUUUUGAAGAAAACUUUAUAGAAAUGGAGAAAUUCUCUGUUAAAUGUCAGUAUCUCUUUGCAAAUGUAAUCUAGUUUCCUGGAAGGGGUAAACUGUGUACCCAUUUUUAAUGUUUUGAUCUUAAAACUUACAUUAGUAUGAACUAGAAAAACUAAAUCUGGAAAUGCCCUGUUUGUAACAAAAGAGCUAUAGAGAUAUACUUUGACCAAUUCUUUUUUGAAAUAAUUAGCAACUUGACAGAAAAAGAAAAAGAUGAAUCAGAUUUAAAGAUAGAUUAGACUUUGAAAGUUAUUUCAAAGCAUCGUAUAAUGAUUUGGAACUCAGAAAGUUGCUCUUUUGGAUAAGAAUAAGAAAAGAAAACUAUCUCAAAGAUAACAAUAAUUUAAUAAAAUCCUGAGAUUAGCGAGAACAAUUUAUAAGAAAACUCUGAAAUAAAGCAAGAGUUAAAUCUAAAGUAGGCUAAAUAGGAUUUAGCUGAAAAUCUAGACAGUGAUUCAUCUCUUGAAAUACUAGAAGUUGUCCCAGCAAGAGACUAUAAGAAGGCCCCCAAUAUUCCUAUUCCUAAUGCUUAGAACAUAGAAUAAGUAGACCAAUAAAAGUAACAAUUAUUCAUAUAGCAGUCUAAAAAUUCUACUCAAAAUCAGUAAGAUUUAAGCAAAAAUAUACUCCCACAAAAAAGACCAAUGGAAUAAUCUAGUAAUCUUUUUGCCACUGAUAAAAGGUAAAAGUCAGCUUUUGAAAAGGUGAUUCCUAAAAAUGCUUCCAUUAUCACCUCAAAAUAGAAUUAGCCUAAAAAUUAGAAUGAUGCUUAGAAUAUGUUUUAGAGUCCAGUGCCUAGGAAAGAUGUCAUUGAAAUACCAGAAUCCAAUUACAUCAAUUUAGUUUCAACAGAAUCUAAAAAUGAUGACAAUACAUCAUAAGAGCUUAACUAGAAUAUGGAUUUAUUAGAAAGAUGCAGAAGAAGGUAGCUAAAGUUUUCAAGCCCUGGAUCAUCACUAAGAAAUUUCUAGCAGCCUUAAGAUCUUUCAGAAACUCUAAAACAAAUUUUAGGCCACAAAAAUUGA